AUGGCGCAGAGGAGUGGACUUGAAGAUCCGGAGAGAUAUCUCUUUGUGGACAGGGCUGUAAUUUACAACCCUGCCACUCAGGCUGACUGGACUGCUAAAAAGCUGGUUUGGAUUCCUUCAGAACGCCAUGGUUUUGAGGCAGCAAGUAUUAAGGAAGAGAGAGGAGAUGAAGUUAUGGUUGAAUUGGCAGAGAAUGGAAAGAAAGCAAUGGUCAAUAAAGAUGAUAUUCAGAAGAUGAACCCACCUAAGUUUUCCAAAGUAGAAGAUAUGGCAGAAUUGACAUGUUUGAAUGAAGCAUCUGUUUUGCAUAAUCUCAAGGAUCGUUAUUAUUCUGGACUUAUUUAU
Molecule: messenger RNA, 345 nt
Organism: Gracilinanus agilis (Agile Gracile Mouse Opossum)
Lineage: Eukaryota; Metazoa; Chordata; Mammalia; Didelphimorphia; Didelphidae
Product: myosin-10-like
Exons: 1
Cellular component (GO): myosin complex
Molecular function (GO): ATP binding; cytoskeletal motor activity; actin filament binding
Source: RefSeq, a predicted model, not a curated record